AUGCCCUCCAAGGGCCACAUCACUCGCUACUGGGCAGCAACCAUCAUCGUCAUAUGCAUUCUCUACUGGUCACUCCACACGUCCAGGGUCGACGUGUGGUCACACCUGCCGACGAGCAAAACAUCACAUUCCAAUGUCGAGGCUUCACGACCGCGCAUUGGGAUGGACGAAGCCGACGAAAGCCAACACCUGGCAGUGGCGCUCGAGUCGGCAUUUGUGCCUCCGAAGGAGUAUCCGUCCCGCUUCCCCAGGAUCGUGUGGCAGACGGCCAGCGAACAGGGCCGGGAGCAGUACGCCGACAAGGCUGAGACGUGGAAGAAAGUCCAAGGGUUCCAAUAUAAUUUCUUGAAUGACGACGAAGCCACCGAAUUUGUCCAUGACAGCUUCGCCUCGCGCCAGGCAAUCGUCAAUUUCUGGGACGAACUCAGUGUGCCUGUGAUCAAAGCCGAUCUGCUCCGUUAUCUGAUCAUGCUCGCCGCCGGCGGCGUCUACAGCGACAUCGACACGUCCAUGCUGGUCCACCCGGACCGCUGGAUCCCGAUCGACCUGGGCGCCAGCACGGUCAACGCGAUCGUCGGGAUCGAAUACGACGACCACACAUACCCGAUGUUCGUGCGGCCCAUCGGCCUGUGCCAGUGGACGUUGAUGUCGAAGCCGGGCCACCCGAUUUUCGAGCUGGCCGUGCAGCGCGUCAUCGGCACUCUGCAGUACAUCGCGCGACGGAAACGGGUGACCCUGGCCGAACUGACGCUGGACAAGAUGGAGGUGCUGGAGGCCACGGGACCCGGCAUGAUCACGGAUGUGGUCAUGCACGUCUUGCAGGAACAAGGGCAGAAUGUCACCUGGGAGACGCUCCACGAGCAGAAGCAGCCCAAGUUGUUUGGGGAUGUCUUGAUCCUGCCCAUCAAUGGAUUCGCCGGUAGUCAGAAACACAGUCAUGCUGGCGAUCCCGCGUAUGGGGAGAAAUAUGUCCAGCAUCAUUUCGGGAGGAGUUGGUAUGCCCCUGAUCGGGCCGCUACGGAGGAGGCCGAAAGGAAGGCUGCUGCUGAGAAGGAGAAGGCGAAGGAACAGGAAAAAGAAAAGGAGAAGGAGAAGAAAGAGGGAGAGAAAGGUUCUUGA
Capronia coronata CBS 617.96 is the source of this 1119-nucleotide messenger RNA. RefSeq lists its product as uncharacterized. NCBI's taxonomy places the organism in Eukaryota, Fungi, Ascomycota, Eurotiomycetes, Chaetothyriales, Herpotrichiellaceae. Gene Ontology annotation, cellular component: mannan polymerase complex. Bases 1 to 1119 code for a protein of 372 amino acids. The record is from RefSeq and is a predicted model, not a curated record. Gene Ontology annotation, biological process: protein N-linked glycosylation. Gene Ontology annotation, molecular function: alpha-1,6-mannosyltransferase activity. The transcript is spliced from 2 exons.